Molecule: messenger RNA, 3428 nt
Organism: Echinops telfairi (small Madagascar hedgehog)
Lineage: Eukaryota; Metazoa; Chordata; Mammalia; Afrosoricida; Tenrecidae
Gene: WDR3
Product: WD repeat domain 3
Exons: 27
Coding region: 35-2866 (943 amino acids)
Biological process (GO): maturation of SSU-rRNA
Cellular component (GO): Pwp2p-containing subcomplex of 90S preribosome; small-subunit processome
Molecular function (GO): protein binding; snoRNA binding
Source: RefSeq, a predicted model, not a curated record
GCCUCGUGGAGGCCGCGACAUCAGGCAUCGUAACAUGGGGCUUACCAAGCAAUAUCUGCGCUAUGUUGCCAGUGCGGUCUUUGGCUUGAUUGGCAGCCAAAAAGGUAAUAUCGUCUUUGUGACACUUCGUGGUGAGAAAGGACGGUAUGUGGCAGUACCAGCCUGUGAACAUGUUUUCAUCUGGGACAUAAGGAAAGGAGAAAAGAUCCUCAUCCUUCAGGGCCUUAAGCAAGAAGUCACUUGCUUGUGCCCAUCCCCAGAUGGGCUGCACUUAGCUGUUGGCUAUGAAGAUGGGUCGAUCAGAAUCUUUAGUCUCCUGAGUGGAGAAGGGAAUGUGACCUUCAAUGGACACAAAGCAGCUGUCACCACCUUGAAGUAUGAUCAGCUGGGAGGCCGGCUAGCAUCUGGAUCCAAGGAUACAGACAUUAUUGUGUGGGAUGUGAUCAACGAGAGCGGUCUCUAUCGUCUGAAGGGCCACAAGGAUGCCAUCACCCAAGCACUGUUUCUACGAGAGAAGAAUCUACUAGUCACUAGUGGGAAAGAUGCCGUGGUGAAAUGGUGGGACCUUGAUACUCAGCACUGCUUCAAAACAAUGGUUGGCCACCGGACAGAGGUGUGGGGGUUGGUUCUGGUGUCUGGGGAAAAGCGCCUCAUCACAGGGGCCUCCGACAGUGAGCUGAGAGCUUGGGACAUCACCUAUCUGCAAGAGAUUGAAGACCUGGAAGAACCAGCGCCCAAGAAAACCAGAGGCUCUUCCUCGGGAACAGAGGGUGUGCCGGAGGAAGAAGAUGGUCCCCUUGCGCUGGACGAAGCCCCUGAGGACCGCAUCCUUAAGUGCAGCAAAGCUGGUUCCAUCAUGCGGGAAGGAAGGGACAGAGUUGUGACCCUCGCUGUUGACAAGACAGGCAGAAUUCUUGCCUGCCACGGAACUGAUUCUGUGCUAGAAGUGUUUUGCAUUCUUUCCAAAGAGGAAAUUCAGAAGAAAAUGGAUAAGAAGAUGAAGAAAGCCAGAAAGAAAGCAAAAUUAAAUUCUGUCCAGGGGGAGGAAGAAGACCUGGAAGUCCAUGUUGAAAUGAGUCUGCAGGAUGAAGUCCAGCGGCUGACUACUAUCAAGACUUCUGCUAAAAUCAAGUCCUUCGACUUGAUUCACUCUCCGCAAGGAGACUUAAAGGCCGUCUUCCUGCUGCAGAACAACCUGGUGGAGUUGUAUUCCCUGAAUCCAUCUGCGCAGACGCCUCAGCCCGUGAGGACCAGCAGAAUCACCAUCGGGGGUCACCGCAGUGAUGUGCGGACUCUGUCCUUCAGCUCCGACAACAUUGCUGUUCUUUCAGCGGCAGCUGAUUCUGUUAAGAUAUGGAACAGGUCGACACUGCAGUGUAUUCGCACAAUGGCCUGUGAUUAUGCACUUUGCUCAUUUUUUGUACCUGGCGAUAGGCAGGUGAUCAUUGGAACAAAGACGGGGAAGCUGCAGCUUUUUGACUUGGCUUCUGGAAAUCUACUGGAGACCCUUGACGCACAUGAUGGAGCUGUGUGGUCCAUGUCCCUCUCUCCAGAUCAGCGUGGCUUUGUGACAGGCAGUGCAGAUAAAUCUGUCAAAUUCUGGGAUUUUGAGUUGGUGAAAGAUAAAAAUAGUACCCAAAAGAGGCUGUCUGUGAAGCAAACCCGAACUUUGCAACUAGAUGAGGAUGUCCUGUGUGUCAGUUACUCUCCCAAUCAGCAGCUGCUGGCUGUGUCUCUGCUGGACUGCACUGUGAAAGUUUUCUAUGUCGACACUCUGAAGUUUUUUCUCUCCCUGUAUGGACACAAGCUGCCUGUUCUAUGCAUGGACAUCUCUUAUGAUGGGACGCUCAUAGCAACUGGCUCUGCUGAUCGGAACGUGAAGAUCUGGGGCUUGGACUUUGGGGACUGUCACAAGUCUCUCUUUGCACAUGAUGACAGUGUGAUGUAUCUACAGUUUGUAGCCAAGUCUCACCUCUUCUUCACUGCUGGAAAGGACCGGAAGAUCAAGCAGUGGGAUGCAGACAAGUUUGAACACAUUCAAACCCUGGAGGGGCAUCACCAGGAAAUAUGGUGCUUGGCCAUAAGUCCCAGUGGAGACUACGUGGUGUCGUCAUCCCAUGACAAGUCUUUGAGACUGUGGGAGAGAACAAAGGAGCCACUUAUUCUUGAAGAAGAAAGGGAGAUGGAGAGGGAAGCAGAAUAUGAGCAGAGUGUGGCCAAGGAAGACCAACCAGCAGUUCCAGGGGAGACUCAAGGUGACAAUUACUUUACUGGAAAGAAAACUAUUGAAACCGUCAAAGCAGCUGAGAAGAUCAUGGAGGCUAUAGAGCUGUACCGAGAAGAAACUGCAAAAAUAAAAGAACACAAAGCCAUUUGUAAAGCUGCAGGAAAAGAGGUUCCUCGUCCCAUCAACCCCAUCCUGAUGGCUUAUGGCAAUAUCUCACCUUCAGCUUAUGUGCUACAGAUUUUUAAAGGAGUCAAAUCCAGUGAGCUAGAAGAAUCUCUGCUUGUGCUACCUUUUUCUUACGUCCCCGACAUUCUUAUGCUCUUCAAUGAAUUCAUCCAGCAGGGCUCUGAUGUUGAGCUGCUGUGCCGGUGCCUCUUCUUUCUCCUCAGAAUUCACUUUGGGCAGAUCACAAGCAACCAACUGCUUGUACCCGUGAUAGAAAAAUUAAAGGAAACGACUAUUUCAAAAGUCAGCCAAGUCCGGGAUGUUCUUGGCUUCAACAUGGCUGGUCUGGAUUACCUCAAGAGGGAGUGUGAGGCAAAACGUGAAGUUACAUUUUUUGCCGAUGCCACAAACAACUUGGAAGAGAAGAAGAGGAAGAGGAAAAAGAGAGAGAGGCUAAUCCUAACAUUGACUUAGAACUGAAGUAUGAUGCCUUUUUCUACUCCUUUCUCAAAAGGACUUCCAAACUGAGCAGCAGGAGCGUUGACGUCACGUCAAGACCAACGAAAAGAGGACGUGCUGUGGACGCUGCCAGGAUGUGGACCCCCGCUCUGAGGGCGGGUCGGCAUGGUACUGAGGGCUCAGUUCUCAGACUCAGGGUCCCGAUGAGUUUAAAGUCUUUCUUUGUCCUCAGCCCCCUGCAGAAGUUGUUCCCUUUUUAGUUCCAGCAGGAAGCAAAGAAUUAUUUUUUUAAAUUUUGUAUUUAUUUCAGUAGCACUGAAAUGAACCUGUAGAAAUGUUGACAGCAGACGGUUUGAUGGAGCCUGUUAGCUCACAAUGUCGGGUUUCACAGUCAGGUGCACAGUCGAUUGUCCGUGCCCUGUAAAUGCAGCCAUGGACUUGUAGAAUGGAAAGUCUCGAAGUCAGAAGCGCAUCCCUUAACAUAAUCUCACAUUGUUUUAUAUCUGUCUAUAAAAAGACCAUAAGUCUGUUUAUAUUUCUGAAUUAGUUUUUUCUAAUUAAAUAAUAGCCAAACUGA